Molecule: messenger RNA, 321 nt
Organism: Caenorhabditis remanei
Lineage: Eukaryota; Metazoa; Nematoda; Chromadorea; Rhabditida; Rhabditidae
Exons: 4
Coding region: 1-321 (106 amino acids)
Source: RefSeq, a predicted model, not a curated record
AUGGAGGCGCUAGAGUUCAGGCUAAAACACCUGAAAGUAGAGAAUAGAGAUUUCGAAGCGGAGCAGGCAGAGAGUUUGUUGAAUACGGCUCAUUGGAGGGAUACUAGGAAAAAGCUCUCAUUGACUCUCGGAUUGACUAUUCUCUUAUCAACAUUGAUGAUAAUGAUCUUUAUGGUAUACCUGAUUCACUAUAAUGUUCGAGUAAGAAGAAUCCGUGAGGAAUUCCGAAGAUUUGCUAAUGACAACUACACCGAGAACCAGAGACAAGAUCUUCAACAAUUGAUGGCCGCGAUUCAGAGGAGAAGGAAUCGGUUUCAUUGA